Neurospora hispaniola is the source of this 925-nucleotide messenger RNA. RefSeq names its product Cerato-platanin. The record is from RefSeq and is a predicted model, not a curated record. The transcript has 2 exons. NCBI's taxonomy places the organism in Eukaryota, Fungi, Ascomycota, Sordariomycetes, Sordariales, Sordariaceae. The coding region runs from base 108 to 524 and encodes 138 amino acids.
CUACUACUACUACUACUACUACUAUACCUUAAUACUACCAAGUCUUCUUCUUGGAUAAUACUAUAAUCACCAACCCCAUCACAUCACAUCCCACACCCAUAAUCAAAAUGCAGCUCUCCAAGAUCCUCAGCCUCUUCACCCUAGCCACCGCCGCCUCUGCUACCACCGUCUCCUACGACACGGGCUACGACGACCCCAACCGCUCCCUCACCGUCGUCUCGUGCUCAGACGGCUCCAACGGCCUCAUCACCAAGUACCACUGGAACUUCCAGAACCAAGUCAAGAACUUCCCUUACAUCGGCGGCGUCGAGGCCGUAGCCGGCUGGAACUCGCCCAACUGCGGCACCUGCUGGUCCGUCACGUACAACGGCAAGACGAUCAACAUUCUGGCCAUUGACCAUGCCGGCGCGGGCGUCAACUUGAGCAAGAAGGCGAUGAAUGAGUUGACGGGCGGCAACGCGGAGCAGUUUGGCCGUGUGGACGCGCAGGUUCAGCAGGUGGCGUUGAGCGCUUGUGGGCUUUAGGGGAUUGAAGCAAGGAGUGUGGGAGGUGGAGAGGAGGAUUCAAAUUCUCACUUAACGUAGGAAGUGAAGUUCGGGAAGUGGGUGGUGGGAUGGAUGAGGAGGCUGGUUGGAUGUACGGCGGCGCCUCGAGCACACCACCCGGUGCAGGUGCAGCAGGAAAAGGAAAAUGGCAUAACAGGAGGGGGACCACCGAAGAGUGCACAUGGUGGAGGUACCUCUAAUGAGUCCUUUGCAAAGAUGAUGUUCGUGGACGGCACUGUGGGGACGUGGGACGAGUUUCUUGUUAGGUCGGCGUGCCUGACGGUGGCGUUUUUGCUGGUGGUGAGGAUUGGGCAGAUUACGGAUUAUCAUCGUUAGUUUGGUGUGCUAUGGUUAAUGAAUGAAUGGUUAUUACGUAUGUU